This is a messenger RNA of Xyrauchen texanus (razorback sucker), 924 nucleotides long. Its product is annotated as ADP-ribosylation factor 5-like. NCBI's taxonomy places the organism in Eukaryota, Metazoa, Chordata, Actinopteri, Cypriniformes, Catostomidae. The record is from RefSeq and is a predicted model, not a curated record. The transcript has 6 exons. Bases 86 to 631 code for a protein of 181 amino acids. Gene Ontology annotation, cellular component: plasma membrane; cytoplasm. Gene Ontology annotation, biological process: intracellular protein transport; vesicle-mediated transport. Gene Ontology annotation, molecular function: GTP binding; GTPase activity.
AAACACACAAACACACACAGACUCUCAUCACAACACACCUGAGCGAUCACCUUCACCUGUUUACCGUGACGACAGCUUUGGAAAUAUGGGAAACUUCUUGACUCUUUUCUCUCGUCUUUUCGUGUUUGAGAAAAAGGAGAUGAGAUUGCUUAUGGUUGGUCUGGAUGCAGCUGGAAAGACCACAGUCCUCUACAAACUCAAACUGGGGGAAGUCGUCACAACAAUUCCAACUCUUGGUUUUAAUGUUGAGACAGUGGAGUAUAAAAACGUCUCUUUCACUGUUUGGGAUGUCGGUGGUCAGGACGUUAUCAGACGUCUCUGGAGACACUACUAUCACAACACCAAGGGUCUGAUUUUUGUGGUGGACAGCAGUGACCGUGAAAGGAUUGAAACAGCUGCAGAAGAACUCAGUAUGAUGCUGCAGGAGGAUGAGAUGAGAGAUGCAGUUGUGUUAGUUCUUGCUAAUAAGCAGGAUUUACCCAAAGCCAUGCCAGUCCAUGAGCUGACAGAGAGACUGGGUUUACACGCACUCAAAUCAAGACAGUGGUAUGUUCAGGCGACGUGUGCGGUUCAAGGGUCAGGUUUAUAUGAAGGACUGGAUUGGAUCUGUGAUCAGCUGUCCAAACGAUAAAAAACACUUUGCUCUUUUGGUCUGAAGUGCACUUGAAGAAAACUCACAAACAUAAUUUGUAUAUAUAUACAUGUACAUACAUGUACAGUCUCCAACUGUAUUUUUAUUGUGAGAUAUUUAAGAUCUUUUUUUUUUUUGAUCAUACUGUAUAAUGUUUAUUUUUAUUAAUCUUUUCACAAUUUUUGGCCUAUUUUAGGUCUUAUUCUGUGGUAUGAGAAUGUCAAAUGAAAAAGCUGAUGUUUGCCUGAAAUAUGUAUCUGUGCCUUUCAAAUAGCUCUAAUAAAUUUUGUAUU